Molecule: messenger RNA, 656 nt
Organism: Dichomitus squalens LYAD-421 SS1
Lineage: Eukaryota; Fungi; Basidiomycota; Agaricomycetes; Polyporales; Polyporaceae
Exons: 4
Coding region: 33-656 (207 amino acids)
Source: RefSeq, a predicted model, not a curated record
GCGAGCUUGUCCGAGAACCUUGGCCUCCGACCAUGCGCUCCAUCUUGCUCGUGGCUGCCCUCCCGGCGUUUGUGGGCGCCAAAACCUUGUCGGUCGACUUUUCGACCUUUGCGUCGUCAGGCUUGACGGUCGCCCAGUUUCUCGACCAGAGCUCCCUAUACGUCUCAGCUUAUGAGGUCCAGACGUCCUACCCCAGUGAUCCCACCGCGGACCCAUUCUCGCAUACAUUCGUCACUGAUAACGUAGACAUCCAGGAUGGAUACCUGACGCUUAGAGUCUCCGGACCCACCGGGCAGGGCGCGUCUGUCCUGAGCGCGGAGGUGGGCACCUACGACGCGAACAUCCUCUAUGGGACAUUCAAGACCGUCGCCAUCGCAUCCCCUGUACCCGGCGUCGUCCACGGCUUUUUCACGUACAAGAACGACUGCCAAGAGUCCGACAUCGAGCUCCUGACGUCGUUUUACACCACGGGCAACACCUUCGUGCAGCCUGGCCUCCAGCUCACUAGCCAGGACCUCCACAACGUGCCUACUGAGUCGUCGUCUUUCCUCUGGAACUCGUGGUCUGGUGGCAACGAGCGCUGGUCUGCUGGCCCGCCCACUCAGGAUGCUAUCCUGAAGAUCAAGAGCAGCUCGCUCGAAUACGAGACGGCUUGA